CUCCCUCCUCGACGUGUUGGACCAACCGGCCGCGAAUCAAAACCUGCGUGCGUGAGCCGAAGCGGAGAUGCGGGCAGAACGGGCAGCGGCAGCGGGGGGGCAGCAAUCAGACACCCGGCACCUCGCACUCACCCGACACCAGGCACCGGGCAUCUCUCGCUCGUGCCUCAGGCGGAGUCCGCGAGCGGCGAAGAGGCGGCGCUGGCGACUGCGCGCGAGGAACUCGAGGAGAGCGAGCGGGGGCCGAGGGCUGCAGCGGGCGAGCUGGCGCUGGCGCGGCUGGCGGAGGCCGAGCUGGCGCGGGAGGCCGCGCUGGCGCGGGAGGAGCUCGGCGCCGCGCGCCGCGAGGCGGCCGAGGCGGAGGCCGUCAGCAGCGGCGCCGCGCGGGAGCUGGCGCUGGCGCGAGAGGGUCUCCAGGCCGCGGGCCUGGAGGCGGCCCGGGCGGAGGCCACGAGCGGCGAGACGUUGGCGCUGGUGCGCGAGGAGCUGCGGGCCGCGAUGUUCGAGGCGUCGCAGGCGGAGGCCACGAGCGGCGAGGAAUUGGCGGCAGCAGCGCGGCAGUGGCGCGAGGAGCUCGCGUUCGUGCGGGAGGAGCUCCGGACAGAGGACGGGGCGGCCCAGGCAGAGUCCGCGUCCAGCGAGGCGCCGUGCGAGGACGCCUCGGGCGUCCAGGCUCAGCUCAAGGACGCCCUGGACGAGCUGGCGGAGGGGAGCACGGAGCUCCUGGUGACGCAACGCAAGUACGAGGCCGCCCUGGAGCGGCUGCCGCAGCUGCAGGAGCUGCGGGAGGCCGCCGCGCGGUCGGCGGAGCUGCGGGAGGAGACCGCCGCGGGCGAGCUGCAGCAGCUGCGCGAAGAACUGGCGCUGGCGCGGGAGGAGGUCCAGACCGCGGGGCUCGAGGCGGCCGAGGCUGAGGCCACGGGCGCUGGCAAGUUGGCGCUGGCGCGGGGGGAGCUCCCGGCAGCGGGCCGCGAGGCUGGCGCGGGCGAGUUGGCGUUGGCGCGGGAGGAGCUCGGCGCCGCGCGCCUCGAGGCGGCCGAGGCGGAGGCGGCGAGCAGCGGCGCCGCGCGAGAGUUGACGCUGGCGCGGGAGGAGCUCGGCGCCGCGCGCCUCGAGGCGGCCGAGGCGGAGGCCGCCAGCAGCGGCGCCGCGCGGGAGCUGGCGCUGGCGCGAGAGGGUCUCCAGGCCGCGGGCCUGGAGGCGGAGGCCACGAGCGGCGAGGAGUUGGCGCUGGUACGGGAGGAGCUCGGCGCCGCGCGCCUCGAGGCGGCGGAGGCGGAGGCCGCCAGCAGCGGCGCCGCGCGGGAGCUGGCGCUGGCGCGAGAGGGUCUCCAGGCCGCGGGCCUGGAGGCGGAGGCCACGAGCGGCGAGGAGUUGGCGCUGGUACGGGAGGAGCUCGGCGCCGCGCGCCUCGAGGCGGAGGCCACGAGCGGCGAGGAGUUGGCGCUGGUACGGGAGGAGCUCGGCGCCGCGCGCCUCGAGGCGGCCGAGGCGGAGGCGGCCAGCAGCGGCGCCGCGCGGGAGCUGGCGCUGGCGCGGGAGGAGCUCAGCGCCGCGCGCCUCGAGGCGGCCGAGUCGGCGGAGGCGCCGUGCGAGGACGCCGCGGGCGUCCAGGCUCAGCUGAGGGAGGCCCUGGACGAGCUGGCGGAGGGGAGCACGGAGCUCCUGGUGACGCAGCGCAAGUACGAGGCCGCCCUGGGGCGGCUGCCGCAGCUGCAGGAGCGGCAGGAGGCCGCGGAGCUGCGCGAGGAGGCCGCCGCGGGGGAACUGCGGCGGUGGCGCGGGGAGCUGGACGAGGCCGAGCGGGGGCGCCGCGACGCCGAGGGCGAGCUGCGGCGGUGGCGCGCGGAGCAGGGCCGCCGGGCCUCGGAGGAGCGCCUGGCGAGGGCCGAGGCCGAGGCUGCGCACGCGCGGGCGCUGGGGGACGCGGCGGAAGCGCGCGAGGAGCAGACGCGGAGGUAUGCGGCGGCGCUUCGGGAGUUCAGGCGCUCGCAGGCCGAGAUGGUGGAGGUGCCGCGCUAUGUCAGCCUUGCGGCGCUCGCGGCGGACACCUUCCGCGCCGGCCGUGGGGAGAGGGGUGGCCUCUGCCCGAUGCCCUGCCUGAACGGCGCCGGGGCGCCGCACGCAGUCGACGGGGACGCUCGCACGCGGGAGGCCAACUCCACGACGGGAGACACGGCGCCGCAGCCGGGGGCCGCCGCGGAGGAGAGGGCGCGACGGGCGGCGCCCCAGAGGCGCAGGCUGGCGCGCAGUCCGAGGGCGACGCCGUGGCAGCGAACGUCACCGCGACAGGGCCCGCCCCCGGAGAGCCCGAGGCGCUGCCGCUGCUCGACGCAGACGGCCAGGCGCCCGGCCCCGAGCAGCCCGCGGCCGACGCGCAGCCGCCGCCGCUCGCGGAGGCCACCCCAGCAGCGGCGGCGGUGGCCGGCGUCUCGGAGGAGCCGCUGCCGCUGCUGGCGGAGGACGCCGGGCCGGCGCCGCAGCAGGAGCUCGACGGAGGCUGCCACGGCGGAGGCCAACUCCGGUGCCGCGUGAGACUUGGCGCACGGCGCGCCCGCAGCUGCGCGUCCUGCGCGCCACUUCUUCCCUCGUUUUGGAUCGGCGGGCCUCCCAGCUUGAAUGGCACUCCCGGCCCGCCAGAUCGGGA
Prorocentrum cordatum is the source of this 2647-nucleotide messenger RNA. The record is from the annotation of a GenBank genome assembly. Lineage: Eukaryota; Dinophyceae; Prorocentrales; Prorocentraceae.